AUGGGAAUGAUGAAGCAAUUGCUGACGCGCCCAGCGCAAUACGUUGCACGGAAGCAGCUGUCGCCCGCUUCGUUAGCGCUAUUCAGCUCGGCACGGGAGCAGAACCCCAACGUGUUCUUUGACAUUUCGAUUGAUGGCAAAUCCAGUGGACGUCUAGUCUUUGAGCUGCGCGCCGACGUGGUGCCGAAGACAGCCGAGAACUUUCGCCAGUUGUGCACGGGCGAAGCAGCCACGGGCAAGUCGGGAAACUCGCUGCACUACAAGGGCAGCAAGUUCCACCGUAUCAUCCCGAACUUUAUGUGUCAGGGCGGGGACUUUACGCACGGGAACGGCACGGGCGGCGAGUCCAUUUACGGGACCAAGUUUGCUGAUGAGAAGUUUGAGCUCACGCACGAAGGCGCAGGCGUGCUGUCGAUGGCCAAUGCUGGACCCAAUACGAACGGGUCGCAGUUUUUCCUGACUACGGUGGACUGUCCGUGGCUGGACAAGGCGCACGUUGUGUUUGGGCGCGUGACCGAAGGCCACGACGUGCUCAAGGUCAUGGAAGAGCAGGGCAGCCAGUCGGGAGCUACUCGUGUUGACGUUGUGAUUGAGGACUGUGGCGAGAUCAAGAAGUAG
Messenger RNA from Peronospora matthiolae, 618 nucleotides. The record is from the annotation of a GenBank genome assembly. Lineage: Eukaryota; Oomycota; Peronosporomycetes; Peronosporales; Peronosporaceae.